UUCCUGCGGCUCUGCGCAGUGACGGAGAAGCGGGCUGCAGCGCGUCUGUGUGCGGAGCUCCGCCCUCCCUGCGCACUGCGGCCCGCCCAGCGCCCGCUAACUCCCGCUCCAGCCCUGCCCGAGUCUGGGGGAAUCCGACGGCCUGCCUGCGUGCCUGGGGAAAAUCUGGAGGCCGCCCCGCGCAUCGAUCUACGUUGUGCCGUGGCAAAUGAAGAAUAAAGACGAUGGAUGAGGAGGUGACCAGGCUUGCUCUCCGUUCCCAAGAGCCAAAGAUUAUACUGCAUGGCUCAGAUGAGGGCGGAGCUGGGGAGGAGGAGUACGUGGUGGAGCUGCAGGAGACUGUGCUGGUGUCUGAGGUGGAGGGCGAGGCCGCCUCCGUCCAGGGCUUCUCCUCCGACGAGCUCGUCAUCCAGGACGCAGUGGAGGAUGUGGUCGCUGAGUACGUGCACUGCGAUGAUGACGAGGGUGUUGCUGUGGAGACCUGUGUGAUGUCACUGGAGGGGGAGGAGGAAGAGGAGGAUGGUGUUGCCAUGGCAGAGAUGACGGAGGAUGUUCUGGUGACGGAGGGCAGGGAUGCUGAGCACGACUCGGACGGCUGCGGAGAUUACCUCAUGAUCUCCUUGGACGAGGCGGGGAAGAUGGUGUCUGGAGACGGAGACGAGGUGACCGUCGAGGGGGCGAUAGAUGACCAGGAAGUGGAGAAGGACGAGGACGGACAGGAAGUCAUUAAAGUUUACAUCUUUAAAGCAGACUCGGGAGAAGACGACCUCGGAGAGCCGGUGGAUCUGGGUGAGAACGAGGCGGUGGCUCUGGCUGAGCCUGUGGUUCGUCCGCUCAGAGAGAAGAUGGUUUACAUGUCUGUGGGAGAUGCUCAUCACACACCGACUGAUGGAGGAUCGAAGCUCUCAGACGAGGUGUACAUGGAGGUGGUGGUGGGAGGAGAAGAGCCGGUUCCUCACGACAGAGCGUAUGACAGCACGGCCCUCAGCAAGGACUUCAUGCCCGUCGCGUGGGCCGCUGCAUACGGUGCGGAUGAGGGCUGUGAGAACCGUAAUGGAGCAGCGAGCGCAUUACUGCACAUUGACGAGUCAGAUGCACUGGACAAACUCAACCGGCAACACGGCAAGAACAAGAGACGAGCUGAACCCCGACAGGUCCAAACAGCGAUCAUCAUCGGUCCGUAUGGACAGCCUCUGACCGUCUAUCCCUGCAUGCUGUGCGGCAAGAAAUUCAAAUCCCGCGGCUUCCUCAAGCGCCACACUCGCAACCACCACCAGGAUGUGUUGACUCGCAAAAAAUACCAGUGCACGGACUGCGACUUCACCACCAACAAAAAAGUCAGUCUGCACAACCACAUGGAGGUGCAUGCGCUCAGCAACAAAGCACCGUUUGAAUGCGAUACCUGCGGUAAGGAGUUCCACCAGCAGGCGGCGCUGUUCUCGCACCGUCUCCAGCACCACCAACAGGAGCAGAAAUCGCCCACGGCCAUCGCGUCGCCUCUUCCUCCCGCCGCCGCGAACAAGACGCACAAAUGCAAGUUUUGUGAUUAUGAGACUGCCGAGCAAGGGCUGCUCAAUCGCCACCUGCUGGCCGUGCACAGUAAGAGCUUUCCGCACAUUUGUGUGGAAUGCGGCAAGGGUUUCCGCCAUCCGUCAGAGCUAAAGAAACACAUGCGCACACACACCGGCGAGAAGCCGUACUCGUGCAUGUACUGCGAUUACAAAUCGGCCGACUCGUCCAAUCUGAAGACGCACGUGAAGACGAAGCACAGUCGCGAAUUGCCGUUUCACUGCGAGCGCUGCGGCCAGACCUUCGGCGAGGAAGAUGAGCUGACGCAGCACGCGGCUACACAUGAGGACGCUCGGGGACACCAGUGCAGCCACUGCGACCAUCGCAGCUCCAACUCCAGUGACCUGAAGCGACACGUCAUUUCCGUGCACACUAAAGACUACCCGCAUAAAUGCGCUGUCUGCGGGAAAGGCUUCCACCGGCCGUCCGAGCUUAAGAAACACUCGGCGUCGCAUAAAGCCAAGAAACUGCACCAGUGCCGCCACUGCAACUUCAAGAUCGCAGACCCGUUCGUUCUCAGCCGCCAUAUCUUAUCCGUUCACACUAAGGAACAGCAGCAGCCGGCGCAGUCGCCAACUCCACCCACUCAGGCGUCGCCACCACAAGCCCCGCCCACAGAAAAGCCCGCCCCUAAGAGGACUAUAAGUGCGGCACAGUUAGCAGCACCCGCUGUAAAGAAAUCCGGCGGCUCGAAGGGCCAGCGAGAACGGAGGGUGUAUCAAUGUCAAUAUUGCGACUACAGCACAGGAGACGCGUCUGGCUUCAAAAGACACGUUAUUUCCAUCCAUACUAAGGACUAUCCGCAUCGCUGUCAGUACUGUUCGAAGGGCUUCCGGAGACCUUCGGAGAAAAACCAGCACAUUAUGAGGCACCAUAAAGACAUGGUGCCAGCAGAAUGAGCUCCUCCUCUUCCGUAAACACACUAAACAGCCAGUGAUUGGAAAUCGCCAUCCUUCAUUUUGGCAACCUCCGUAUUGGGCUUCUUACCAAGACCCCUCAUGCAUAGCAGUGUGUGUGUUGUGUUUGUAUGCGAGAGAAAAGGGUUUGGUGACAUAGUGCUUUCACGUUGUUUAUGAUCACAUGGUCUCUCCAGUCUUAAAGGAACAGUUCAGCCAAAAACCAAAAUUCGGUUGUUAUUCAUUCACCCUCGUGUCGUUUUCAAAGCUGUAUGCAUUUCUCUGUUCUGCUAAAGAAAGUCGGCAUUUAGUUCUCAUUGACUUCUAUUCUUUAGGAACACAAAUGAAGAUAUUUUGAAUAGUGUUGGUAACCGAACAGUUUCAGUUCUCGUUGACUUCCAGUGGAAAUAACUAAACUGUUUUGGUUCCCACUGAUGUACUUUGUAACACAAAAAAAGAUUAUUUGAAGAAUUUGGGUAUCCAUACUCUUUCUGUUUCCAUUGACUUCCAUUCUAUCUUUUGUUCGUACAAUGGAAGUCAAUAGGAACAGAAACCAUUUAGCUGCUGGGUUUCUUCAAUAUGUCUUCCAGAAUAGAAAGUCGAACACAUUUUGAACAUCAUAAAUGAUGACAGAAAAUAGUUUUUUGUGUGUGUGAAAUAUCCCUUUAAAGGAACAGUUCACUCUAAAAUUUAAAAUGUGAAAAUAAUUUACUUGCUCUCAUGUUGUUUAAAAUUAGCUUGACAGAUUUUCGGCCAAGGAACGUAAAAAAAACAACUGAUUUUUUGUUAUAAUAUUAUCAUUAUAAUAAUGUAUUAUGAAUAUUAAAAUAAGACUUUCUGAAGUCUUCUGAUAUAUUUGUGUGAGGACUGACCCAAAUUUAAGUUGUUGUUCAUUGGAAAUCUUCCCCUUCACUUUAGAAAUUAAUAAUAAUAAAAGCGUAUGACUAGGAGGGUGAGUAAAUAAUUUUUUUUUUUUUUUUGGCUGGACUAUUCCUUUACCUGUAGAUGUUUUAUGUUUUUCAAUGCAUUUCAGUUUGGUUUUGUCAUCUUAGUAGAUGAAACUUACAUGUGCAUCCAGCUUCUGGGAUCAGGUGCAUUUUCCUGAAGUGUUUCAGAGUCAUCGAGUAGCUAACAUAACCUCUCUGAAACGCUUUAUGAAUAUAAUGUGAUUGAUAUCAGUCUUGCACUUUAUUAGCAUGUCGGUCUGAUAGAUAGCUGUUUGAAAAACAUGGACACCAGUAAAUGUUUUUAAUAUUCAGAAACACGUCAGAAAGGUAGGUAUCAGGCUGUUUUUCAUUGGCACUGAGUACAUUGCUUUACUUUGAUAUCUGAUCUCUCAAACCUUUAAUCAUCGUAAAAAGUGCAUAUGAUCUGAUUUGAUGACGAUGAUGAGGGGAAAACAGAUGCAGCAUUAUCUAUAACCAUGAAUGAAAAAAAGCCAUUCAUGUCAUUUUUAUUUAAAGAUUUAUUCAGCACUAAAUUUCAUUAACUUCCUGGAUUGAGUCCAUGCAGCUCAUGAACAAAGUUGAUUUAUAAAGCAUCUCUGGCACCUCAGAUCUCAGGCAUUUUGGGUCUGUGAGACCAGAUAUAACCCCUUUAGUCUGUGUAAUUAUAAGAAAGCUUGAAUUCUUCGCUAAUAGGACAGAUUUUAAUCAUGCAAAGGUAAAUGUUUUCUCAUGUUCUACGUUGACUUCAAUGCAUUUCUCUUGGAUGUUUGGGACCACAGAGAUGUGUAGUAAAACUCAUGUAAAGAGCAUGUCUGGCUCAAAUCUAACCCCAAAAUUGAGAAAAACAACAACAUAAUAGCAUUUUCUUUUCUACUUUCAUGCUAAAUUAAAUACAAGUUGUUUUGCAGUAAAUAUUUUUUAUGUUACAGAUAUGUAAAUAACCAUCGGACAAUGAAUUAGAGUUAUUGGAACUAAAAAAAUGGUGUAAAAACUAUUUCCACUCUUUUCACAAUUAAUUACAAAAUAUCAGCAGGUAACACACUGAACCUCUGAAGUAGAAAGACUUUAAAUAGUAUUUUCUUGGAAAACUAUCUCUGCUAAAUGAUGUUUCUAUAUAUAUCUUUCAAAAAAAAUAAAAAAUGCCACUGUAUUUCCGUCUUGAUACUUCAGCAUUUCACGUUUACGUCAAUGUGUUAUUUUCUAUUUUUUUGGAAAUAUGUGCAAUUUACAGAGUGAAAAUUACUUUUGCACCAUUUUGUUUUGUAUAAAAAUCAAAUAAAAAAUAUUUAUUGCUACACAAUGAGUUGUAUUUAAAAUUUUACCACCGAUGGUUUAACAGUUCAGGUUUAAUAGGUUCAAAAUAUUAAUAAUAAUUAAAAUUUAUUUCGUUUCUGGGGUGAAAUUUGACCUGAGCCUGUAUCUAUUUUUUUUUUUUUUUUUUUUUGAGACUCUGCCAUAUGAAUUGUAAACAUACACUAUAUAAGAUUCAGUAUGCCAAUUAUGUGUACCAAAAUCAUGUUUUGAUAACCUUAUUGAUAAGUCAUCAUGCCAAUUUAAUUUCUCGUCAGGAUCCACAACAAGCUGUAUGAGUUUCAUUUGAAAAGGACAGCUACGAGGAGAUUACAGAUGAUGUGUAUGCGUGUGUGUGUAUGAUUAUGGUUGAUGAUUUUUCUGGUUUAUCUUUAAAGCAAUGCAUCAGAUAUGUUUGCCGUUGCCAAUAACCUUUCCACCAGGUGACCGCCUCGUCUUGGCGGCUUCGUAAGUGAUGUUCACAUACAGUCAGUGCAAAUAUACAAUAAUACCCACUAAUUGUCUUAAACAGUCGCUGUCAGACCUCACUGAAAGCGUGCUCUAGGCUGGCAUCCUUUACUCGUUACCAAAACAUGACCCAAAGCUGGAAUCGACAAGGCGAGUCGUCUUGGAAAUGCGCUGUUUUGUGUUUUUAGUCGAAUCAAAUUAUGCUUAUUCGGGUCACAACUCCACUAACCUGUGAUGGAUGAUGUCAUAUCCAGCUUUGCAUGUGAUUGGCCAGAGGUUUCCAGCGGGACUCGACCUGGAAGCACUGAAACAGCCUCCCAUUGUGUCCAAACAGCACCAUUAGCAAUGAUUAGCAAAAACGAUGCCAUCGGUCGGGAAGGGAAGCACUUCCCAGGCCUUUCCUCCCGCCCUCUCUCUCUCGCUCUCUCCCUGUGAUCAUUUUUAUACUGCAGAUAUUUAUUUGGUCACCGUUUAAACUUUGUUGUAUAGUUAAAUGUAAGUAGGAAUCUAUGGGACUAUAACUUAUUGUUUUGUACACUGAUCUGUAAAGAGAGAGUGUAGAUGUAAACACUUCGGAAAGAGGACUUCAGAACUUUGUGUUGUCAUGGAUGUAUCUUCACAUUUGUUUAAAAAAUGAUAAAAAAGGAAAUAAAAGGCAAAGUAUUUUCCUGCA
Molecule: messenger RNA, 5843 nt
Organism: Carassius carassius (crucian carp)
Lineage: Eukaryota; Metazoa; Chordata; Actinopteri; Cypriniformes; Cyprinidae
Product: zinc finger Y-chromosomal protein 1
Exons: 8
Coding region: 225-2468 (747 amino acids)
Biological process (GO): regulation of transcription by RNA polymerase II
Cellular component (GO): nucleus
Molecular function (GO): metal ion binding; RNA polymerase II cis-regulatory region sequence-specific DNA binding; DNA-binding transcription factor activity
Source: RefSeq, a predicted model, not a curated record